UGGCAGGCGUUCGUCCGAGUCUUUCACUCCAUCUCCCAGGAGCCUCGGGAGCCGCGUUUCCGGCGCCGGGUGGCAAGAGGCGGGUUUUGGAGACCCCAGUCCCCUUGGGUCCCACUGUGGUUCCGGGGUGGUGACUGUAAAAAACGAAAGGUCUUCGGAAGCUGCAGUAAGCAGGCGGAGCCCCUCGCCUUAAUUUUCACCCAAGGAAGGGCCCUUGGUCCCGGCGAAGGAGUCAGGGAUCGAUCCCUGGGUUCCUGGAGCGGUUCUUCGGACACUUGAGUCAGACCAGAGCACAGUCCUAAGGGCAGAUGAGAAGUCUAAAUCCUACAAAUGUUAUGUGAUUUGCUGCAGGAGGCUCCGUGCUUAAGAAUUGGAGUCCAGGUCAUCACUCUCUCAGUCUACCACUAGGUGUAAAGGAGUGCCUGAUCAGAAUGGCUGUGAGGUGGUUUUACCUGGCUGUCCUGGCACUGAGCUCCCUGGGCUUGAUGUGCAUCCUCUUCACCAUCUACUGGAUGCGGUACUGGCACGAUGGCUUUGCCUGGGAUGGCACCAUGCUCAUGUUCAACUGUCACCCGGUACUCAUGGUUACUGGCAUGGUGGUGCUCUACAGUGCUGCGUCACUGGUGUACCGCCUGCCCCAGUCAUGGGUAGGGCCCAAGCUACCCUGGAAAAUCGGCCAUGCAGCCAUGCACCUGAUGGCCUUCAUCCUGACUGUGCUGGGGCUGUUUGCCGUCUUUAAGUUCCACAACCAUAGCAAGAUCCCCCAUCUCUACUCUCUGCACAGCUGGCUGGGCAUCACUGCCGUCUUCCUCUUCGCCUGCCAGUGGCUCUUGGGCUUUGUGGUCUUCCUGCUGCCCUGGGCGUCCUUGCAGCUGCGCAGCCUCCUUAAACCCUUCCACGUCUUCUUUGGAGCCUCCAUUCUCUCUCUGGCCAUUGCGUCUGUUGUUUCCGGCAUUAAUGAGAAGCUUUUCUUCAGCUUGAAAAAUGGCACCAGCUUGUACUCCAACUUGCCCGGUGAGGCUGACUUUGCCAACAGCACUGGGAUGCUGGUGGUGGUCUUCGGGCUGCUGGUGCUCUAUAUCCUACUGGCCUCGCCUUGGAAACGCCCAGAGCUGGGGAUGCAGGCCGAAAGACAGGCCCUGUUGCGUGGUGGGGAGUGACACAGGAAGGGGUUCCUGGGAGCAGUUGGUGAUGUGGUCCUGACUCCUUCAGAAGCUCUGCUCUCCCUGGGGCUCCUGUCCGGUUUCAGCAACAGACUUGCUUUGGGGUCCGGGCCCCACGCUCCCCUGGCCUCUGUUGGGCCUGCUCUCUCCACAGCUUGCUGCCCACCUGCGUUCCUUGGUGGCUUUGGCUUCUCCGCCCUUCUUGGCAUUGACUUCCCAGGCUCUCCUUGCCCUGGCUGCUCACGCUGCUCCUGCUCGUAUGAAGUCAAGCCGAUUUCCCCUUCGGGCCCCUCGGAUGUGGUAGAAAACCCCGACGGCACAGACGAGCUGGGCCUCCGGCACAGUCCACACUGUGAGACGUGAGGGAGGCGGCCCUCCCGCCAGCCUUCCCUUGAGGCCUGCGUUUCGUGUGAGCCGCCCGCCCUGGGCCAGGCUUCACCUGCCGUUUCUCCAUCCAGCCCAUCCGGACAUGAGGCUGGGCGAGAACACGGCGCAGCGAUGGGAGGACCGGGAUGGCGCAGAGCCACUCCCGCAGAGGCGAAGCUGAGGAGCCGGCUGCUCUCUGCUAUUUCACGUUGUUGCCGUGUCGUGUCUGCAUGCAUUAUCCGUGCUCUAUGGUGCCGCCUCUUAUAGCUGCUGCUGCAACUGGGACCUGGACCCCAGCCUUUCCCUGUGACGGACAUGCCUGUCACUGAGAGGCAGCCCUGUGAACCCAGGAACAGCCUGCCCUGAGCUGUCCCACGAGGAGUAGCAGGGGUGCCUUGGACCUCCUUUCCUUCCCCUGCCUGUGCCCUGGCAGGUUCCACCUUGCUCUCUUGGCAGGGCCCUCACCCAGCUCCUUCACUCUCCGGCUCAGCAUGAAACGUGCCAGAGCUGUGGUGUGUUGCGCCCAGUGGAGCCCUGGGAGCCACGGCCACCUCCAGAGGUGUUCCUUGCUGAGUGUCAAAGUGCUUCAACUUGCCCCUACAAUGGCCACUCGCCUGGCCAGACCCAGUCUCAGAUGUUAAGCCAGAGUGUGAGCCGUUGCUCUUCUCCCUGACAAGCUGGGGUGGCAGGUCUUGCUCCUCUCCUCAGUGUUGGCACUGUGCCUCUUCCUGCCUUCCAAACACGCCCUGCUGGGUCCCAGGCUCCAUCCUGCUGUGCUUAGGUGACAAGCAGCAUGACACAUGGGUCCCGAAUGGGCUUACUCCCUGGCAGGUGGCCACGAGGCUGUCUAUCCCACCCCACCCCAUAUGGCCAGAUGUUGGCAGGAGGCUAUGACUGAACUUCUGGAGUGGCUGAAACCCUCAAAAACCAUUGGGAUGACUGCCAGGCACCAUGGCCCUGGGACCAGCUCCCCCUCUUUCCAUACGGGUAGGCAUUUCACUUAUGAAGCUUAAUUUUCAUUAAAUGUGUUUUUAAGAACCA
Messenger RNA from Vicugna pacos (alpaca), 2570 nucleotides. It is a transcript of the gene CYB561A3, whose product is annotated as cytochrome b561 family member A3. NCBI's taxonomy places the organism in Eukaryota, Metazoa, Chordata, Mammalia, Artiodactyla, Camelidae. The record is from RefSeq and is a predicted model, not a curated record. Gene Ontology annotation, cellular component: lysosomal membrane. Gene Ontology annotation, molecular function: oxidoreductase activity.